Molecule: messenger RNA, 9277 nt
Organism: Conger conger (European conger)
Lineage: Eukaryota; Metazoa; Chordata; Actinopteri; Anguilliformes; Congridae
Gene: itpr3
Product: inositol 1,4,5-trisphosphate receptor, type 3
Exons: 58
Coding region: 341-8344 (2667 amino acids)
Biological process (GO): calcium ion transmembrane transport
Cellular component (GO): endoplasmic reticulum; membrane
Molecular function (GO): inositol 1,4,5-trisphosphate-gated calcium channel activity; inositol 1,4,5 trisphosphate binding
Source: RefSeq, a predicted model, not a curated record
CCUGACAACACGCACUUCAACAAUUCUGCGGCUCCCGCAACUUCUAUGCCCACUUCUAUGAAACUGCUACUUGUUUUUGUUUUAAUUUAAUUUUAAUUUAUUCUAAAAUUAUAGACGCUUAUUUUUUUUACUUUGCAUUCUGGAGCUCAAGUACAACCUUGCAUUGAGCGCGGCGGUAUGAAAAGCACACACCCAGUGUGCCAGGAAGAACUCAACUGUGAAGCCACAGUGUAGUACUUCUCAAGAAGUUGCUACAGUAUGUAGGGGGAAGACAGCGGUGAACUCACCGAAGAACCUGCAGUAGUUUUCUCGUCCUCUCUUCGAUUCGAAGACACCGAAAAUGUCGGAUUCAAUGUCUAGUUUUUUGCACAUCGGGGAUAUUGUGUCCCUUUAUGCAGAGGGAACUGUCAAUGGAUUUAUAAGCACGCUGGGGUUGGUUGAUGACCGCUGUGUGGUGGAACCUGCGGCAGGAGACCUGGAUAACCCCCCCAAAAAGUUCAGAGAUUGCCUGUUCAAGGUCUACCCCAUGAACCGCUACUCCGCACAAAAGCAGUUCUGGAAAGCCAAGCAGGCGAAGCACGAGAAGGAUAAAAUCGCUGAUGUGGUCCUACUGCAGAAACUGCAGCAUGCAGCUAACCUGGAGCAGAAGCAGAAUGAGACGGAGAAUAAGAAGGUGCACGGGGACGUGGUGAAAUACGGCACCGUCAUCCAGCUCCUGCACAUGAAGAGUAAUAAGUACCUGACCGUGAACAAGCGUCUGCCAGCUCUCCUGGAGAAGAACGCCAUGCGGGUCACUCUGGACGGCACGGGGAACGAGGGCUCCUGGCUCAUCAUCCAGCCCUUCUGGAAGCUGCGCGCCAACGGAGACAACGUGGUGGUGGGAGAUAAAGUGAUUAUGAAUCCUGUGAAUGCAGGCCAGCCCCUCCAUGCCAGCAACUAUGAAUUGUCUGACCACCCUGGCUGCAAGGAGGUGAAUUCUGUGAAUAGCAACACCAGCUGGAAGAUCAACCUGUUCAUGAUGUUCAGUGACCACACAGAGGAAGUGCUGAAGGGGGGGGAUGUGGUCAGACUGUUCCAUGCCGAGCAGGAGAAGUUUCUGACUUGCGAUGAGUACAAGGCCAAGCUGCAUGUCUUCCUCAGAACCACCCUGCGGCAGUCUGCCACUUCAGCCACCAGCUCCAACGCUCUCUGGGAAGUAGAGGUGGUGCAUCACGACCCCUGUAGAGGAGGAGCGGGACACUGGAACAGUCUGUACCGCUUCAAACAUCUGGCAACCGGCCACUACCUGGCCGCUGAGGAAAACCCUGGUUACAAAGGGGACAACGUUGAAGUGCCAGCUGUUCCGGACAAUGGGCGUAACAAUAAGUGGAAUCUUGGUGAGCGGGUGAAGUACAAGCUGGUGGCUGUUCCUCACGGGAACGACAUCGCCUCGCUGUUCGAGCUCGACCCCACCACCCUGCAAAAGACUGAUUCCUUUGUUCCCAGAAACUCAUAUGUACGCCUCCGCCACUUGUGCACCAACACCUGGAUCCAGAGCACCAACGUACCCAUUGAUAUUGAUGAGGAGAGGCCCAUCAGGCUCAUGUUGGGCACCUGCCCUACCAAAGAGGACAAGGAGGCCUUUGCCAUCGUCUCCGUGCCUGUGAUGGAGAUUCGGGACCUGGACUUUGCCAAUGACGCCAGCGCCAUGUUGAGUACCGUGGUGGACAAGUUCAAUGAAGGCUUCAUCAGCCAGAACGACAGGAGGUUUGCCAUCAAGCUGCUGGAGGAUCUGGUGUUCUUUGUGGCAGACACGAUCAACACCGGGCAGCCGGUGCUAGAGGUGAUGAUGACCAAGCCCAACCGGGAGCGCCAGAAACUGAUGCGAGAGCAGAACAUCCUCAAACAGGUGUUUGGGAUCCUGAAGGCCCCGUUUCAGGAGAAGGGCAGUGAGGGGCCAUUGCUGCGGCUGGAGGAGCUCUCGGACCAGAAGAACGCCCCGUACCAGUACAUGUUCCGCCUGUGCUACCGCGUACUGCGCCACUCCCAGGAGGACUACCGCAAGAACCAGGAGCAUAUAGCCAAGCAGUUUGGGCUGAUGCAGUCCCAGAUAGGCUACGACAUCCUGGCGGAGGACACCAUCACUGCCCUCCUUCACAACAACAGGAAGCUUCUGGAGAAGCACAUCACCAAGAAGGAGGUGGAGACCUUUGUCAGCCUGGUGCGCAGGAACCGAGAACCCAGGUUUCUGGAUUACCUGUCAGAUCUGUGUGUGUCCAAUCACGUAGCCAUCCCAGUGACCCAGGAGCUAAUCUGCAAGUGUGUGCUAGAGCCUAAGAACCAGGACAUCCUCAUCAAGACAGAACGGCGGGUUCCCAAGGACAUGCCACACCCCUCGGUGUACCUGGAGGAGUUUGCAGAUGAAGACGAAGUGUGGCUGGUCUGGACCGAUAAGACCAACGAGAAGCAGGAGAAGAGCAUCAGGCAGCUGGCACAGGAGGCCCGGCAGGGCAAUGCACACGAUGAGAACGUGCUGACGUACUACAGGUACCAGCUGAAGCUGUUUGCUCGGAUGUCUCUGGACCGGCAGUACCUGGCUAUAGACGAGAUCUCCAAGCAGCUGGACGUGGAGCUGAUCUUCCUGUGCAUGAUGGAUGAGAUGCUUCCCUACGACCUGCGUGCCUCCUUCUGCCAUCUCAUGCUGCACACGCAUGUGGACCGCGACCCCCAGGAGCUGGUCACGCCAGUCAAAUUCGCCCGACUCUGGACUGAGAUCCCCACCUCCAUCACCAUCAAAGAUUAUGAUUCCAACUUGGAUGACUCCCGUGACAACAAAAAGAACAAGUUUGCCAACACCAUGGUAUUCAUGGAAGAAUACUUGAACAACGUGCUGAUCGAUGACCUGCCUUUCGCCAAUGAGGAGAAGAACAAGCUGACUUAUGAGGUGGUGAGCUUGGCCAGGCACCUCAUCUAUUUCGGAUUCUACAGCUUCUUUGAGUUGCUGAGGCUGACGCGCACCCUAUUGGGCAUCAUCGACUGCGUGCCCAGCCCCAUGCAGAUCAACCCGCUGUUUCAGGACGACGGCAGCGGGAAGAACAUGAAGCGCUCCAUCCACGGGGUGGGGCAGAUGAUGUCCACCAUGGUGCUGAGCCGGAAGCAGUCUCUGUUUGUGGGCGCGGGGCGGUCCGGCCUCAGCACUGAGGCUCAGGGCCGCGGCAAGGACAGCAUCGACAACCAGGACGUCACCGUCAUGGACACCAAGCUGAAGAUCCUGGAGAUACUGCAGUUCAUCCUCAACGUGCGUCUGGACUACCGGCUUUCCUUCCUGCUCUCCGUCUUCAAGAAGGAGUUUGUGGAGGUGUACCCCAUGGCGGAAGCUGAUGCCAGCAUGGCCACGGAGCAAGCAGCAACUCUGAAUUUACAGCGGAUCGGAGAACAGGCAGAGGCCAUGUUUGGAGUGGGGAAGGGUAACAGCAUUCUGGAAGUGGAUGAUGAGGGGGGGCGUAUGUUCCUACGUGUGCUGGUCCACCUCAUCAUGCAUGACUACCCCCCGCUGAUUUCUGGGGCUCUUCACCUGCUCUUCAAACAUUUCAGCCAGAGGCAAGAGGUCCUCCAUACCUUCAAACAGGUCCAGCUGUUGAUCUCAGCUCAGGACGUGGACAACUAUAAGCUGAUCAAGAGUAACCUGGACCGCCUGCGCACCAUGGUGGAGAAGUCCGAGCUGUGGGUGGAGAAGAAGGGCAGCUCUGGCGGAGGGGAGGGCAAGAAGGACAAGAAGGACAAGAAGGAGAAGGCAGAGCCUGCAUCUGAAGAACCAACUCCAAAGAAGGAGAAGGCAGAGAAGCACAAUGAAAACUACCAAAUAGUGAAAGAGAUCCUAGAGUGUUUGAAUAAGAUGUGCAGCGGCAGCAGCAGCUUGUUGAAGAAGCAGCAGCGGCUGCUCAAGAACAUGGGAGCGCACAAGGUGAUGCUGGACCUGCUGCAGGUGUCUUAUGACAAGAAUGAUGCUAAAAUGCAGGAGAUUAUAAAGUACACCCACCAUUUCCUGCAGAAGUUCUGCACAGGAAAUGCUGAAAACCAGGCCCUCCUCCACAAACACCUGAACCUCUUCCUGAACCCAGGGCUCCUGGAGGCGGAGACGGUGCAGCACGUCUUCAGCAACAACUAUCAGCUGUGCACGGAGAUCAGCGAGGCCGUGCUGCAGCACUUCAUCCACUGCCUGGCCACGCACGGCCGGCACGUGCAGUACCUCAACUUCCUGCACACCAUCAUCAAGGCCGAGGGGAAGUACGUGAAGAAGUGCCAGGAUAUGAUCAUGACGGAGCUGACCAAUGCUGGUGAAGAUGUGGUGGUCUUCUACAAUGAUAAGUCCUCCUUUGCCAAAAUGCUGGAGCUGAUGGCGGAGUCGCGCGAGGGGGUGCAGGAGCACAGCCCUCUGCGUUACCACAUCUCUCUGGUGGAGCUGCUGGCAGCCUGCGCCGAGGGGAAGAACGUCUACACUGAGAUCAAGUGCACCUCGCUGCUGCCCCUAGAGGAUGUGGUGAGAGUCGUCACGCACGAGGACUGCAUUACAGAGGUGAAGAUUGCCUAUGUGAAUUUUGUGAACCACUGCUAUGUGGACACAGAGGUGGAGAUGAAAGAGAUCUAUACCAGCAAUCACAUCUGGAACAUGUUUGAGGACUUUACUGUGGACAUGGCCAGGGUGUGUAAUAAGCGAGAGAAGCGUUUCUCGGACCCGGUCCUAGAGAAAUACGUCAUUCACGUGGUGCUCGACACCAUCAACGCCUUCUUCAGUUCUCCCUUCUCCGAAAACAGUACCUCUCUACAGACUCACCACACCAUCCUGAUUCAGCUCCUGCAGUCCAGUAUCCGCCUGCUGGACUGCCCCUGGCUGCAGCUGCUCCAGCAGCGGGGCCUGGUGGAGGCCUGCAUUCGAACCCUGGCCACCACAGCAAAGAGCCGCUCCAUCAUCCUGCCCAUGGACCUGGACUCCCAGAUCAGCACCAUGCUGAGCUCCAGUGCGCUAAACUCCCUCCCCCGCAAUAACCCCAACUACAAGAACCCCACCCGCUCCAGCCGAACCAGCGCCCCCAACAACCCCUGGGACUACAAGAACAUCAUCGAAAAGCUGCAGGAUAUCAUUAACACUCUGGAGGACAGGCUGAAGCCUCUGGUCAAUGCAGAGAUGUCGGUGCUGGUGGAUGUGCUGCACAGGCCGGAGCUGCUCUUCCUGGAGGGAACCGAUGCCCGUUUGCGCUGUGAAACCGGCGGCUUCAUAUCCAAGCUGAUCCAGCACACCAAGGACCUCAUGGUGUCCGAGGACAAGCUCUGCAUCAAGGUCCUCCGGAUCCUGCAGAAGAUGCUGAUCCGCACCCUGGAGUUUGACGACAGGGGUCUUUCCCUCAGGAAGGUGCUGGUGCAGAACUAUCUCUUCAACAACAACAACAACAACAAGAAAAACAACAACAAGGUGGAAAUCGUUGAGCUGGGGCUGGGAGCGCUGGAGGGGGAGAGAGACUGGGCUGCUGUGGCAGCUAUACAGUGUCGCCUGGACAGGGAGGGGGGCACACGACUCUUCACUGACCUCAUCAUGAGCACCAAGAAUGACAAGAUCUUUGAGGAGAGCAUUCAGGUGGCCAUCUGUCUCCUGGAGGGAGGGAACACUGAGAUUCAGAACUCCUUCUUCAAGCUGAUGAUGGGCGACAACAAAUCGGAGAAGUUCUUCAAGGUCCUGAAUGACCGCAUGAAGAACGCUCAGCAGGACAUCAAGGCCACCGUGUCGGUCAACGUGGGGGAGAUGACCCACAAAGCUCAGGAUGACAAGGACCUGGAUGGGUCCCCUCCGAUGGCGGACUCGGCUCAUUAUGGGCAGGUCUCGGCCCCGGUCCUGCCAGAGCAGCGCGAGGUGGAGGUGGAGAUGGCCCCCACCAUCAGCAUCAUGAAGCCCAUUCUGCGCUUCCUGCAGCUGCUGUGUGAGAACCAUAACCAGGACCUUCAGAACUUCCUGCGCUGCCAGAACAACAAGACCAACUACAACCUGGUGUGCGAGACGCUGCAGUUCCUGGACAUCAUGUGCGGCAGCACCACAGGGGGCCUGGGCCUUCUGGGGCUCUACAUCAACGAGAGCAACGUGGGGCUCAUCAUCCAGACCCUGGAGACGCUCACGGAGUACUGCCAGGGUCCCUGCCAGGAGAACCAGACGUGCAUUGUCACCCACGAGUGUAACGGCAUCGACAUCAUUACGGCGCUUAUCCUGAACGAUAUCAGCCCCCUGUGUCGCAACCGCAUGGACAUGGUACUACAGCUAAAGGACAAUGCCUCCAAACUGCUCUUGGGUCUGAUGGAGAGCAGGCAUGACAGCGAGAAUGCUGAGAGGAUUCUAUUUAACCUCCGACCCCGCGAACUGGUGGAGGUGAUAAAAAAGGCCUACCUGCAGGAGGUGGACUGUGAAGACGGGGAGGUGUCACCUCGUGAGGUUGGCCACAAUAUCUACAUCCUGGGCCUUCAGUUGGCUCGGCAUAACAAGUCCCUGCUGAACCUGCUGAAACCCCCGAAGAGGAGGAAGGAGGAGGUCGAGGAGGGCAUCUCCUCCAUGCUGAACCUGAAUAACCGGCCCCUGUCUCAGAUGCUCAAGUCCACGGCCACGACCGAGGCUCCCGAGGAGGAUCCGCUGGAGUUCUACGAGCAGCACACGGCUCAGAUCGAGAUCGUGCGGGACGAUCGCAGCAUGGAGCAGAUAGUCUUCCCGGUGCAUCCCAUCUGCGAGUUCCUGACGGAGGAGUCGAAGUUCCGCGUGUUCACCACCACGGAGCAGGACGAGCAGGGCAGCAAGGUUACACACUUCUUUCAGCAGAGCACCUUCCUGCACAACGAAAUGGAGUGGCAGAAAAAACUCAGAAGUAUGCCUGUGCUGUACUGGUUCUCUGGCAAGAUGACGCUGUGGGGCAGCAUCUCUUUCAACCUGGCCGUCUUCAUCAACUUGAUCAUCGCCUUCUUCUACCCCUUUGACUCAGGGCAAGCAGGGCCUGUGGACUCCUCAGUGCUCUCCAUGCUGUUCUGGGGGUUUGCCGGCCUGUCCGUGAUGGGCCUGUUCUCCCAGCGCUACGGGCUGCGGCCCCUCACCAUCGCCCUCAUCCUGCGCUCCAUCUACUACUUCGGCAUCAGCCCCACUCUCGUCAUGCUGGGCGUCCUCAACCUUAUCAAUAAGAUAGUGUUUGUGGUGAGCUUUGUGGGAAACAACGGCACAUUCAUCAUGGGCUAUCGAGCCAUGGUGAUGGAUAUGGAGUUCCUGUACCACCUGGCCUACGUUCUGACCAGCACCUUGGGACUGUGUGUCCAUGAGCUCUUCUACAGCAUCCUACUGUUUGAUUUGAUCUACCGGGAGGAGACCCUAUUCAACGUGAUCAAGAGCGUGACGCGUAAUGGUCGCUCCAUCCUGCUCACGGCACUGCUGGCCCUCAUUCUGGUGUACCUCUUCUCCAUUGUGGGCUUCCUCUGCCUGAAGGACGACUUCAUCAUGGAGGUCGACCGCCUGCCCAGCCCCUCAAAAGACACUGGGCCCAGUGACAUUUCACGGGAUGUCCUGACCUGCAGUGGCGAUGGGGUCAGCUGCAGUACGGAGGAGAAGCAGCCAGAGGAGGAAGAGGACAAUAUGGAACGUUCCUGUGACACCCUGCUGAUGUGCAUCGUCACGGUGAUGAACCAUGGCCUGCGGAAUGGGGGCGGGGUCGGAGACGUGCUGCGCAAACCCUCCAAAAACGAGUCGCUGUUCUCAGCGCGUGUGGUCUACGACCUGCUCUUCUACUUCACCGUAAUCAUCAUUGUUCUCAACCUCAUCUUCGGGGUGAUCAUUGACACCUUCGCUGACCUGCGCAGUGAGAAACAGAAGAAGGAGGAGAUCCUCAAAACGACCUGCUUCAUCUGCGGUUUGGAGAGGGACAAGUUUGAUAAUAAGACGGUAUCCUUUGAGGAACAUAUAAAGGUGGAGCACAACAUCUGGAACUACCUGUACUUCAUCGUGCUGGUGAGAGAGAAGAACAAGACGGACUACACCGGCCCUGAGAGCUACGUGGCCCUGAUGAUCAAGAGCAAGAACCUGGACUGGUUCCCACGCAUGCAGGCCAUGUCUCUGGUGGUGACGGACAGCGACGGCGAGCAGAACGAGAUGAGGAACCUGCAGGACAGACUGGGCUCCACCAUGAAGCUGGUCACUCACCUGACAUCCCAGCUGGGUGAACUCAAGGAGCAGAUGACAGAGCAGAGGAAGAGGAGGCAGAGGAUGGGCUUUGUGGAUGUGCAGGCGGGGACCAACUCUGUGCCCCCUACAGGGGCCGGGGGGGGCAAUCACCAAAUCAUCAAAGCUUAAAAUGUGCCAUGGCAUGAAAAUUGACCUUACUGGCACUGUAACACUGCUGCAAGGCUGCCGAAACGCUGGAGAGACAUUGCUCAUUAGCUCUGAGCUCUGUCUCAGGAACCUCAAGUGGACAGCUCCGGGGCAGAGGUUUUUCUGGUCUUUACAUUGUCUCGCUCAGCAAAUGCUCUGGAUUUUGGUCCAUCACUGCUUUCACCAAACAUUUCAAUAUAGAGAUGGAGCUGCAACCACGUCAUGGAACUGUGUGCACGUUGUUUAUAAUGUGCUACCUGACGCAGCUCCAAGUGCAGAGUAACUGAACACUGACCGUUCCUUAUGGAAACCGGAGUACUAAAGGGUUAGUAAGGACACAUGUUCAAGAUCUCUAUACGUUUGUUUUUUUUGCUAUUGAAUGUGACACCAUUCUGUUUGUAAAUGUGAGAUUGCCCUUUUCCUAUUGGAAUUGAUUCUUCCUAUGCUGAAAUGUAACACUGUUUUUCUGUAAAAGGAGAGUUUCACUAAUUUCAAGGCCCCCUAUGGUUUUUUCAUAACUUUCUGUGGUUUGUAUACUAUAAUACUGUUGCUCUAUUUGUGUUCUGUUGCCCAAGAGAUUAAAUUUGAGUUCAGUGGUGAAGCAACAGUUAAGAGUUGUAUGGUGCAUCAUUAUGUUGAUUGUUUUUAGGGUUCACUUUAAGCACACUUCCUGAGUGUAACACCCUGGCCUGAAGGCCCCAGCAUUCUGUUCUCUUCAUUAUUUUAACAACUGUGUGUGUGUGUGUGUGUGUGUGUGUGUGUGUGUGUGUGUGAGUAUGCAUGCGGGUGUGUGAGUGUGUUUUGAGUGAGUGUGGGUUAGUGAGUGAUAGAGAUAGACAGAUGGAAAAACACAGAGAGGGAUACAGGGAGAAAAUGUUGCCGUCUUGCCAAAUAAAAUGUUAAAGAAAUUCAAAA